This is a messenger RNA of Closterium sp. Naga37s-1, 1497 nucleotides long. The record is from the annotation of a GenBank genome assembly. NCBI's taxonomy places the organism in Eukaryota, Viridiplantae, Streptophyta, Zygnematophyceae, Desmidiales, Closteriaceae.
AUGGCGGAUCAAGAAGCUCCUGGUUGGCGGGAAAAGGCAGGGGCUUUCAUAUCCUCUUCCUCUUUCAAGCUGAAAGCAGCGGGAUCAGCCGUCGCAGGCGCUGCUGGCGAAGCAGGAUCCAAGGUGAAGACCUCAUGGCAGCAGAACGUGCAGCCGAAAGUCGCAGAGGCGGCGACUCGCGCAGCCGUCGCAGCGGAAGGAGCGAAAUCGCGAAUGCACACCACGUGGGAGUCGACCAAGGAGAGCUGGAACACGAAAGUGCUUCCGAGAAUGGAGGCCGGGCUGGAAACGACGGCUCGCGUGGCGGCUGACACCGGAUCGAUGCUGAAGCAGGGGCUGAUGGAGACGACGGAGAAAGUCAAGGCCAGUCGCGUCGGUCAACAGCUCACUGAGCUGACGGCAAAUGGCAUGGAGAGAAGCAAGGGGCUUCUCCAGAAGGUGGACUGGCGGAGGGGCCGGCCCGGAGCUCCAGGUGACGCCACACUAGUGUUUGGCACACCCUUGGAUGCAUUUGCGAGCAGGCAGCGGGGCACAGCCGUGCCCUUCGUGGUCAUCCAGUGCUGCAACUUCAUCCUGCAAAAUGGCUUGGUUACGGAGUACUUGUUCGAGUCGGAGAACGAUUCGCGUGUGGUCAAAGGGCUCAUGCACAUGUUCGAUACUGACCCCAAUGCAGACAUCCCUUCGGAUACCAGUCCGCUGGACGUGGGGCAGCUGCUGCUAGUCUAUCUCAAGUGCCUCCCCGAGCCUCUCAUGACCUUCUCCCUCUUCUCCGGGGUCGCCACUGUCGGCAGCAGCGACGUCACGCAGCUCAGGCGCCUGCUGCACACGCUACCUGCUGUGAAUCUUGAGACGCUGCAUGCUGUGCUGUGCCUGCUGUACCGAGUUAGCUUGCACGCUGAUGUGAACAAGAUGGACGCUCAAAGCCUAGCAGCCGAAUUCGCCCCCGUCCUGCUCUGGCCGCGACCAGAGGGCAGCGCUGCUUCUGCUGCUGCUGCUGGUGGUUCUGGUUCUGGUGGUGGUGGAGGUGGUGGUGGUGGUGGGGAUGCUAUGGCUAGUCCGGCUAUGAGGAGGGCACAGAGUGAGAAGGGAAUGCGAGUGGGGGAUGGAGGGAGUGCUGCUGCUGCUGCUGCCACUGUUUCUGCUGGGCCAGCAGUCGUGGAGGCAAACGGAGAAUCUUCUGUUCCUGGUGCACACAUGCCAGCUCACAUGUUGCCUCUGCCACGUCAUCAGGUGCUCCAAGAGACCCCGGAGUUCUCUGAGUGGACCCUCAAAUACACUGCAUUUGGACGCGAUCUGGAGUUCUCGUGGCUCUCCAAGCAACUCACCCCCAUCGCAAAUCAGAAAAUUCAGUGGCGCUCAGUGGAUGGGGUCCCUAAUAGAGGAGCUGUGCGGUUCUUCCCCAGAGGGACCAAUGGCUGCAAGGUGGAGGUGAGGAGGGGGGAUGUGGGAGAUUGCUGGGUGUCACUGUUUUGUAACACUGCUGGUUGGAACUGCUAA